Drosophila bipectinata is the source of this 2138-nucleotide messenger RNA. RefSeq names its product Monopolar spindle 1 (gene Mps1). Gene Ontology annotation, molecular function: protein serine/threonine/tyrosine kinase activity; protein serine/threonine kinase activity; ATP binding. Gene Ontology annotation, cellular component: nucleus; kinetochore. Lineage: Eukaryota; Metazoa; Arthropoda; Insecta; Diptera; Drosophilidae. Gene Ontology annotation, biological process: protein localization to kinetochore; peptidyl-serine phosphorylation; meiotic spindle assembly checkpoint signaling. The record is from RefSeq and is a predicted model, not a curated record.
AGCGAUCGAUUACGAUUUUUCAUCGGAGACAGGUAGCUCAAAUUGCUUCCAUCCCUAGUCCUGGCUUUGUUUUUUUUUUGAAUGCUUGCAAUUGGAUUUCUUGAUCUUUAGCGGGAACGAAAACAAAGAUGGAUUUAAAUACGCCUCUGCCGCGACGCAACAAGGAUUUGAUGGCCGCCCUAGAUUCCGACGAGGACAGCAAUACGCCUUUCCGCCAAAAUCGAUCGGAGGCACGAGAAGCGGCAAUGAAAUUUAAGGAUAAAGCCAGGGGGAAGGAGAACGAGCCCAUUACAAAUACGCCCAUGGAAAUGUUACCUCGUCGUGCUUCUGAGAUGAUGAUGAUGGAUUCUGACAGCGAAGAGGAGGAUAAGAGUAACCACAACCUCAACUGCGCGAUCUUAAACGACUCCUUUGUGUUGAGCCCAACUCACGAUCUUACGGGCAGUACCGGCACCAUUUCCGCCUCUAGAACCUCCGCCGCCGCACCUCUAAAGCAGUCCGAUUCGAAUCUUUCGUUUCUCGGUCGAUUCGGAAACAUGGGCAUCAAUUGUAGUGGUCAGAAAUCGCCUCCAGCGGCACCAGUAACCACAAAAGCACCGCCUCCUACGACCAAAUCCAUUGCGGAGAGACGUCAGCUGUUAGACACGGAGACUCCGUUGAGAAAAGGUGUUACUUCCUCCUCAUCCUCCGUGACUGCAAUGAAGUCACAGGCUAAGCCCGAUACAGACUUUGUAACGCCACAAGUUCGAACAAUAGGCUCCACGCAGGCUGGAAAGAGUCGGGCAGCCGUGACAAAUGAGUUUCGCUCACAGAAGGUACUUUUCCAGACCCCGAUGACUGUGAGCCGGGCUGCUCCCUUUCCUAGUGACAGUAUUAAUUUCUCGCUGUGCGACACCAUCAGUGAAAGUCCCGACAUCCCAGAGCCGAAAAAGGAAGACCCGCUAAACGGGAAGUCUAAAAAGUCUUUGGACUUCUCGGAGGUGGAUAAGGAGAAACAAAUAAAGGAGCAGCCCAAACUGGAGACAAUCGAACCGGCCAAAGAGCUAAUUUCUGUACCCUUAGUCACAGCUGAUCCACAGUCCAAUCCGAAACCAUCAAGCACACUGAAGAUUAAGAACCACGAGUAUGUGAUUGUCAAAAAGCUAGGAUGCGGUGGCUCCAGUUCGGUUUAUUUAGCCCGGCGGUCGGACUCUGGGGAAGAGUUCGCCCUUAAGGUAGUGGAUCUGCAGGCUGAUCCUCAAGUGGUGCAGGGCUAUCUGAACGAGACUAAGCUUCUGGCCAAGCUUCAGGGCAACGCUUGCGUUGUGUCCCUCUACGAUUAUCUACUAUUGCGGGAGGAGUUUAAAUUGUAUAUGGUAAUGGAGAAGGGUGACUGCGACCUCAACAAGAUCCUCCAAAAGUACACAACCAACUUGCCGCUCUACAGUUUAGUGAAUAUUCUGUACCAGAUGCUGCAGGCUGUCAAUUACAUUCACCAGAACGGGGUGAUUCACUCGGAUCUGAAGCCAGCCAACUUUCUGAUGGUUAACGGAAGAUUGAAGCUCAUUGAUUUUGGAAUCGCCAGCAACAUUGCGGUGGACUCGACGAGCAUCAUUAAGUUUUCGCAGGCCGGCACCUUCAACUACAUUAGUCCCGAGGCGCUAACGGACACAUCCACAGGAAACAGUCCGAUGCGAAGAGGUAACCAGCCCAAGAUCAAGAUAUCCACCAAGUCGGAUGUAUGGUCGCUAGGUUGCAUCCUGUACCUGCUUAUAUACCAGAAGACGCCCUUUGGUCAUAUUCGAAAUGUUUACGCCAAGAUGAGUGCAAUUGCGAGUCCGGCGACCAGCAUAGAGUAUCCUGCCUUACCACCCUACUAUCCAGAUAUGCUGCUUCAAAUGGUAAAAAUAUGUCUGCAGCUGAAUCCCAAAAGGCGACCAUCUUGCACUGAACUUCUGCAGUAUCCAUUCCACAUGCUCAUUCCCCUCCAGAACCUUCAGAUCCCCGCUAGAACCGCCGCCUCCUCCAACAAUUAGCCAUUAAGAUUAAUUAUUUAGUAGAGACCUCGAAUAAAAAACGAUGGUCGAGUGUCUUUGUCAUAUGUGUGUGUAUGUAUUUAAUUCUCAUUUAUCGUAAUUAUACAUCAUAAAUCAUUAUAA